CAAAACUAAAAAAUUACAACAAUACCUAAACCUAAUUCAGUUUUCACUUUCUUCUUCUCUCUUCCAGCUGCGUUUCUCUCUCUUCCAUCCGCGUAUCUCUCUCCCUUUUGCAUACAACCUUCUUCUCUCCCUCCUGUAGAAUCAGAUUCACGACCACAAACGCGCGGCCGCCUCUGCCAGAUUACGAAUCACGAAACGCUCCUCUACUCGCUGCGGGCCUGCGGCCGCCUCUGCCUGACUGCCUCCGUGGCGGUGGCUGUUCGUCGCUCUUGCCUUUCUGUUCACCUCUCUAUUUUCCUGUUUCCGGCCACCUCAAGUUCAACCACAAAAAAUCAGUGUGAUAUCUUUAUUGAUCAACUUUGUUUUAAUUUCUGGACACUUUCACCGGCAACCACCAGUUUAUUUUAUUUAUCUCGUAGUUUGGAGGAAUAGGGUAAGAAGGGAUGGCUCGAGAUGGGAGCGUUGUCCCUGCGGACCCACAGGCUAUGGUUGUUGUGAAAAAGAAGACCCAAACUUCGAGAAGUUGGAUUUUGAUUGAUGCUAUGGGUCAAGGGUCGAUGCUUGAUGUUGACAAGUAUGCUAUCAUGCAUAGGGUUCAGAUUAAUGCACGUGAUCUUAGAAUCCUUGAUCCUUUGCUUUCUUACCCUUCUACCAUUCUUGGUCGUGAGAAGGCUAUUGUGCUUAACUUGGAGCAUAUCAAGGCAAUUAUCACAGCUGAAGAGGUAUUGCUGCGAGAUCCGACAGAUGAAAAUGUGGUCCCUGUUGUUGAAGAACUGCAGAGGCGAUUGCCUAAACUGAGUGACAUUCAUCAACAACAAGGAGAUGGUAAAGAGUAUAUUGGUUGUCAACACGAUGCUGAAGCUGCUGAUGAAGAUGAGUCACCGUUUGAGUUCCGCGCCCUGGAGGUUGCUUUAGAAGCCAUUUGUAGUUUUCUUGCUGCACGCACAUAUGAGUUGGAGCUGAUUGCUUAUCCUGCAUUAGACGAACUUACCUCCAAGAUUAGUAGUCGUAAUUUGGACAGAGUUCGUAAAAUGAAGAGUGCAAUGACAAGGCUGAAUGCUCGGGUACAAAAGGUCAGAGAUGAGCUCGAACAAUUGCUGGAUGACGACGAUGAUAUGGCUGACCUAUACCUGUCGAGAAAGGCAGGUUCAGUGUCACCAGUUAGUGGAUCAGGUGCUGCAAAUUGGUUUGCUACCUCCCCAACCAAUGGAUCAAAAAUAUCCAGAGCAAGUAGAGCAAGUAUUGCAACAGCUCGUUUUGAUGAAAAUGAUGUGGAAGAGCUUGAAAUGUUACUGGAGGCUUAUUUCAUGCAAAUUGAUAGCACAUUAAACAAAUUAAACACACUGCGAGAGUAUAUUGAUGAUACCGAAGAUUACAUUAACAUUCAACUCGACAACCAUCGAAAUCAGCUUAUUCAGUUAGAGCUCUUUCUUAGCUCUGGAACUGUUUGCCUAUCUUUCUACUCUCUGGUGGCUGGUAUUUUUGGAAUGAACAUCCCAUACAGUUGGAAUGACAACCAUGGUUACAUGUUCAAAUGGGUAGUUAUUGUCUCAGGAGCAUUUUCAGCUAUUAUGUUUCUCAUGAUUACCAUCUAUGCUCGGAAAAAGGGGCUGAUUGGAUCAUGAAAAUCAAUAUGUUGAAAAGGUGCAGAGAAUGAACUUUACAUAUGGUCCAGAAUGAUGAUUCAAGAUCUUGUCAAUAUAUUUAAGAUUACAUUAAAGGGUAUAUAAUGCAAGCUUUUAGUUCUUAGGGUUGAUACGGAGCUGGUGUUUGCCUGGCAGGUCUGCAAUAACCUCAAAUAUACAGAUCCAGAGUUGAUUUUUGUUUUUUGUUUUGAAUAAUUUUAAGGCCUUGAUAUGUGAUUAAAUUUAGUUGAAUAUAUUAUUAAUCUUUAUACGCAAUUUUUUUGUAGUUAAUGUAAUGAUAUUUUUCUUUUGUUAACUUCAUGUAAACAUGGAUGAGAUAAGUAUUAUAAAUAAAUUCGGACACCGUUAUGAUCGAGCCAGUAAA
Messenger RNA from Cicer arietinum (chickpea), 2010 nucleotides. Its product is annotated as magnesium transporter MRS2-2-like. NCBI's taxonomy places the organism in Eukaryota, Viridiplantae, Streptophyta, Magnoliopsida, Fabales, Fabaceae. Gene Ontology annotation, cellular component: membrane. The record is from RefSeq and is a predicted model, not a curated record. Gene Ontology annotation, biological process: magnesium ion transport; transmembrane transport. Gene Ontology annotation, molecular function: magnesium ion transmembrane transporter activity.